CCUCAAAAUUAUUUGAGGUUGAAGGCACGUGUUGCACGUUUUAGUUUGCUUGGUGUUUAUUGUUUAGGGCUAGUUUCUAGUUAAUUAUUUUAUGGUUUAGGGUUUCUUAUCAUUUACCUGUGUCAUGUCGUUUUAUCUUAGACCUCCGACCGGCUUUACUACAAUAUUUAAUUUGGAAAAAACAGUGCGCCAAAGACUCCUUUGUUACGAAAAAAUUUUAACUGAAGAUAUCAGGAAUACCAUCGCCGAUCUGGAAUGUUUGGUGGAAGAUAGUACCCUAGAUCGUUUAGGACACCACCUCUUUAGGUUACUUGCUUUUAAAAACAGUUCCUUUUGCCCAGCUUUUGUAGCAAAUGAAAUUGAAUUAUUAGGACUUCGAUUAUCUGCUUACAAUCCAGAUGAAGCUUUGAAGUUUGUUAUAUCGCUAAAAAGUCAAUGUAGAACGUGUUUAAGGGCAAUUGAGGAGGAAGGCAGAGUAAAAAAUUACUUCAUUGCACUUAAUAAAGUGUGUUCAAAACUAUUGUCCUAUUUUCACAGCCCUGACGAUGUUUCAACAGCACAAAUUGAAGUUCACUAUACUUAUUGUUUCGACCUUCUUGCGAAAAGACAGUACAACUUAGUUAAUGGAAUGAUGUUGAUAAAUUGCACAGAUUGGAGAGCUUUAUUAAUGUCUUUGUAUAAAAGUUAUCUACAUCUGGCUUUGUUUGAUAUGAAGUUCAUACCUACAGUGAAUAAUGCCCUUCAAGAUGAAAGAAUUAGGGAUGCUUUAAUCUUGGCGCGAGAAUUGUUCUUUAGAAAUAAUUCACUUAGAAAAUUUGGCAGUUUAGACGUGACCCAUUUUGAAGAAGAAAUUCCAAACUUCCCGUUAUGUAUGAAGAGUUUAUAUAAUAAUUUAUCAAAAAAUAACAGAUUAGGUCAUAAUGCUAGGUUUGAUUUCAGUUUGUUUUUGAAAGACAUCGGGAUGGAAAUAACAGAUGCCUUCGAGUUUUGGAGGAGGUUUUAUUCCAAACAGCACUCAAGUUGCUCGAGUUGUACUCACAGUUGGGAAGAAAACGAAAAAAGGUAUAUUUAUGGAAUUAAACAUCUAUAUGGAUUAGAAGGGUCCAGAAAGACUUACAACGUAAAGGAUUGUUCUCAAAUGCAGAGUAUGACUCUUGGUGCAACUGAAGAAGGCGGCUGCCCUUUUCAACAUUUCGAUGACAAUAAUUUGAGGUCGCUUUUGAGAAGUUCUCUACCCGCCGAUAGCAGUGAAAACAUCGAAAUCAUUAUCAAUGAAAGAAGGGCAAAUCCAAAAAGAGGCUGUGAAAAAUUUUUAGAUUCCGUGGUAGAAAAAGAUGCAGUUAAUGAUGAGCUACAUUUUAAAAAUCCAGCGGAAUAUUAUUUCUUAUUAAAAUCGAUGAACUCUGAGGUGUAAUCCGUACUGAUUUUUUAUCACGGAAAUGUGUGAUUAAGAUGUUAUAUAUGUAUUA
Molecule: messenger RNA, 1469 nt
Organism: Sitophilus oryzae (rice weevil)
Lineage: Eukaryota; Metazoa; Arthropoda; Insecta; Coleoptera; Curculionidae
Product: probable DNA primase large subunit
Exons: 4
Coding region: 125-1414 (429 amino acids)
Biological process (GO): DNA replication, synthesis of primer
Cellular component (GO): alpha DNA polymerase:primase complex
Source: RefSeq, a predicted model, not a curated record